Messenger RNA from Magallana angulata, 1942 nucleotides. RefSeq names its product E3 ubiquitin-protein ligase TRIM71-like. Bases 71 to 1735 code for a protein of 554 amino acids. The transcript has 2 exons. NCBI's taxonomy places the organism in Eukaryota, Metazoa, Mollusca, Bivalvia, Ostreida, Ostreidae. Gene Ontology annotation, biological process: proteasome-mediated ubiquitin-dependent protein catabolic process; protein polyubiquitination. The record is from RefSeq and is a predicted model, not a curated record. Gene Ontology annotation, molecular function: protein binding; zinc ion binding; ubiquitin protein ligase activity.
GUUAGAAUGUAAAUAAUAUGAACGCUAAGGAACAUCGUUCUUCCCUGCAUCAAACAUAAAGGACUUGAAUAUGGACCCUCGAAGCAGUGACCAGAAUGUGGUGCAUUGUGAUGUGUGUGAUACUCCUGUCCCCCCACUACACUGUGACUUCCAUCAGACCAAUCUCUGCAAAACUUGUGUUGGGGACCAUUUGUUGGAUUUUUCAAAAAAACAUCAGGCGGUGCCGUUUCAUGACCAAGGAUCUACCCCAAAUUAUCCAAUUUGCCAAUUACAUGCCAAGGAGCAGUGUAAACAUUUCUGUGAACAAUGUGACAUUCCUAUCUGUGCCCCUUGUAUUUCCUCUGGAGAUCAUCAAAGUCAUAAGUUGGUAGACAAUUUUUAUGCCUUAAAAAGUAAAAAAGAAGAUUUACGAACAGAUUUGAAUGAAUUUAAGAAUAUCCUUUCUCCCAAAUACCAAGAGAUUGUAAACAACAUCACAGUUCAGAAAGCUGAUCUAAAAAAUAACUCUCAGAAAUUAACAUCAGCAAUAGACAAACAUGGAGAAGUCUGGCACAGAGAAAUAGACACCAUUAUACAGAAACUGAAAUCUGAUCUUGAUGAAAUAGACUCCAAACACCAGGCUGUCUUAAACAAACAGGAAGAUGAAAUCAAACACACCAUUUCUGAAAUCACACAGAGCAUUGCAGAUCUGAAGAAGUUACUUGACUCCAAUGAUGUCAGCCUUGUCUCUGCCUACAAAUCCAGGAUUGCUGAAUUCAGAAGAUUAGCUCCUAAACUCACAGUUUCUCUACCAAACUUUACCCCUCAGAAAAGUAACCCAGAACAACUUUACCAACAAUUUGGUUCCCUGUCAGCAUUCUCCAUUACAACAGAGGAACAUGGCUACAGCAUGGAAACCUCAGAAGUUGAAUCCUCUCCUCUCAAACCACUGCUUGAUGAGCCAGGGAUCAUCUCCACCAUACAGACACAGGAUGAUAACUUGUACUGUGUUACUUGUCACAGUAAUGAAGAAAUCUGGACGUGUGGUGAUGAGACGAUAAGUCUCUACAACCUGCAGGGGGAACUAGUGAAGUCAGUCCAAACCAAGUCAGGGAACUAUCCACAGGACAUAGCAGUGACAAGGAGUGGGGAUCUAGUUUAUAGCGAUUACGAUGAUAGAACUGUGAACAUAGUGAAUAAUACACGGAUACAGAGAGUGAUCAGACUACAGGGGUGGAGACCUCGGGGUGUCUGUAGCACCUCCUCUGGUGACCUCCUGGUUGUCAUGGACAGUGAUGAUAAACAAACAAAAGUUGUGUGUUACUUUGGCUCCACAGAGAAACAAAGUAUUCAGUACGACGACAAAGGACAACCCCUCUAUUCAUCUGAAGACAUUAAAUACAUCAGUGAGAACAGGAACCUAGAUAUCUGUGUGUCAGACUAUUGGGCCCAUGCAGUAGUGGUGGUCAAUCAGGCCGGGAAACUCCGGUUUACCUACACUGGUCAUCCCUCUACUUCCAGGGGACCAUUCUAUCCAUGGGGUAUCACAACAGACAGCCAGGGUCAGAUCCUGACAGCAGAAUGGGACAACCACCGUAUCCACAUCCUGGAUCAGGACGGACAGUUCCUCCGCUACCUUGACGACUGGGAUUUUAUUUUACAGCUUCCAUGGGGUUUAUGUGUAGACACUAGAGACAACCUAUUUGUAGCUGAAAGCAGCACAGGGAAAGUGAAGAAAAUACAAUAUAUGAUGUAAACAUUGUGUAUUGGAUGUUUACAUUAUAUGCUAGCAACGUGUGUAUCAUGUGUAUGUAAAAUAUGCAAACAAACUGUGUUCAUGUACAUUGUAUUAUGUGGUUAUUGUAUAUAUUACAAUGCUCAAUGCAGCACAGGGAAAGUGAAGAAAAUACAUUAUGUGAUGUAAACAAGACACGUCACAAUGCACCAACGUCAAAAACGUACU